AUGGCGGCCACCGUCGUCCCCCAGAAGCGGGUGCUGGGCGAGUCCCGCACCCGCCAGAACAUCCCGUCGUCGCCGCAGUCGAGCAAGAAGCGCAAGACGGACAGCAUCGCCGAGCCCGUGCCGAUUCCGCGCUUCAUCAGCUCGCAGAAGGGCCCCGGCGCCAAGCUAGGCGCCAGCCAGACGAAGAGCGUCUUUGAGUCCGAAAUCCUCGAGAAGCUCAGCCAGGACAUCUCGGAGCGCAAGCAGAACAACACAGAAAAGGACCAGGCGUGGGAUCGGCCGCCGGUGACCGAGUUUGUGCCGGGCCGGGACAGCAUCUGCUUCCAGUCCAUCGAGGCUGAAGAGGGCACGCUGAAUGGCGGAAAGGUGGCCGUGAAGCUGUUUGGCGUGACGGACGAGGGGUACUCGGUCAUGCUGCAUGUGACAGACUUCAAGCACUACCUCUACGUGGCUGCGCCCAUGUCCUUUCAGCCAAAGGACUGCGCGCUCUACAAGGCAUAUCUCGAGACACAGGUCGCCCAGCACCAGCCCGCGAUCCACUCGGUCAGCUUGACCAUGAAGGAGGACAUCUACCACUACCAGGGCAACGUACAGAGCCCAUACCUCAAAAUUACCGUUACCGACCCCAAGUUCAUCAACACGGUGCGAUCGACGAUAGAAAAGGGCCUUGCGAAUUGGAAGGGCAUGUGGGGGCCCUUGGAUGGCGGCUUGAGGACAUACGACAACAUUCAAUACGUGCUGCGGUUCAUGGUGGAUUGCAAGAUCCAAGGCAUGUCCUGGGUGGAAGCCCCUGCCGGUACCUACAAGAUGAUACCCGAGCAUAGCAAGCAGUCCAACUGCCAGAUCGAAGCCGAAGUCAGCUACGUCGAUCUCAUCGCCCACAAGCCGGAGGGGGAAUGGGCCAAGAUGGCGCCUCUGCGAAUUCUCUCCUUCGAUAUCGAGUGCGCCGGACGCAAGGGAAUCUUCCCCGAGGCCAACGUGGACCCCGUCAUCCAGAUCGCAAACGUGGUCACCAAGUACGGAGAGAAGAAGCCCUUUAUCCGGAAUGUCUUUUGCCUAGACACCACCAGCCCUAUCGUCGCCACACAGAUUCUGGACUUUGAAAAAGAGGAGCAGAUGCUCCACGAGUGGCAGCAGUUCCUUAUUCGAGUCGAUCCGGACAUUAUCAUCGGAUACAACAUUUCCAACUUUGAUUUCCCAUACCUCCUGGAUCGCGCCAAGCACCUCAAGGUGCAAGGCUUCGAGUACUGGUCUCGCAUUCCCAGCAAGCCCUCCAGGGUCAAGGAAACCAACUUUUCAAGUAAACAAAUCGGCAAUCGAGACACCAAGGCCACAAACACCAACGGCAGACUGCAGCUCGACAUGCUGCAGCUGGUCCAGCGCGACCACCAUCUGCGAAGUUACACGCUCAACUCCGUGUGCUCCCAAUUCUUGGGCGAACAGAAGGAAGACGUUCACCAUACUAUGAUCACAGAGCUGUUCAACGGAACGCCCGAGUCGCGACGUCGUCUGGCGCUGUACUGCUUGAAAGACGCCUACCUUCCCCAGAGGCUAAUGGACAAGUUGUCAUGUUUGGAAAACUACACGGAAAUGGCCAGAGUCACAGGCGUUCCCUUCAACUUCUUGCUAUCCCGCGGACAACAGAUCAAGUUUGUGAGCCAGCUUUUCCGAAAAGCGCUGGAACAGAAGCUUGUCAUUCCCAACAUUGCCCCCCAGGGUUCAGAGGACCAGUAUGAAGGUGCAACAGUCAUUGAGCCGACGCGAGGAUACUACGAUGUGCCCAUUGCCACUCUUGAUUUUGCUUCCCUGUACCCGAGUAUCAUUCAAGCGCACAACCUUUGCUACACGACAUUGCUGAGACCUGGAGAUGUUGAGAGAUUCAAGCUCAAAAAGGACGAGGACUACAUUGUUACCCCCAACGGUGAUAUGUUUGUGACGGCUACGAAACGCAAGGGACUGCUCGCCCAGAUUUUGGAAGAAUUGCUGUCAGCCAGAAAACAGGCGAAACGAGAGCUGGCGCAAGAGACGGAUCCCUUCAAGAAGGCGGUGCUGAACGGUCGGCAGCUGGCUCUGAAAGUCAGCGCCAACAGUGUCUACGGCCUGACGGGUGCAACGACUGGAAAGCUGCCGUGUCUCGCCAUCGCCAGUAGCACGACCAGUUUCGGCCGUCAAAUGAUUGAGAAGACGAAGCGCGAGGUGGAGGAAAAGUACACCAUUGCAAACGGCUACACGCACGAUGCCCAGGUCAUCUACGGCGAUACUGAUUCCGUCAUGGUCAAGUUUGGAACCAAGGAUCUCGCCGAGGCGAUGAAGCUGGGCGAAGAAGCCUCCAAGUAUGUGUCGGCCAAGUUCCUGAAGCCCAUCAAGCUCGAGUUCGAAAAGGUCUACUUCCCGUACCUCCUCAUCAACAAGAAGCGAUAUGCUGGGCUGUACUGGACAAGGACGGAGAAGUACGACAAGAUGGACACCAAGGGCCUGGAGACGGUGCGACGUGACAACUGCCUGCUGGCACAGACCGUGAUUGAAAAAGUUCUGCGGAUGAUUCUCAUUGACCGGGACGUCCAGGGGGCGCAAGACUACGUCAAGAGUACAAUUGCAGAUCUGCUACAGAACAAGAUUGACAUGUCCAAACUGGUCAUCACAAAGGCCCUCACCAAGGAGGACUACGCCGCCAAGCAAGCCCACGUCGAGCUUGCGCAGAGGAUGAAGAAGCGCGACGCCGGCUCGGCCCCUGGCCUCGGUGACCGAGUGGCAUAUGUCAUGGUGAGAGGAGCGGCGGGAGCCAAGAACUUUGAAAAGUCGGAGGACCCAAUCUACGUGCUGGAGAACAACGUGCCGAUCGACACCAAGUACUACCUGGACAACCAGCUGGCGAAGCCUCUUGGGCGAAUCUUUGAGCCGAUCCUGGGCGAGACAAAGGCCAAGUCGCUGCUGACGGGAGACCACACGCGGACCAUUUCGGUGGCGGCGCCGACGGUGGGAGGGCUGAUGAAGUUUGCCAAGAAGACGCAGACGUGCAUGGGAUGCAAGAAGCCUCUGACGGGCAGGGACGAGAGCGCGGGCGCGGUGUGUAGCGACUGCGCGCCUCGGGUGGGCGAGCUAUACAACAAGACGCUGGACCGGGUGUCGGACCUGGAAGUGCGGUUCGGGCGGCUGUGGACGCAGUGCCAGCGAUGCCAGGGCAGCAUGCACUGCGAGGUGAUUUGCAGCAGCAAGGACUGCCCCAUCUUUUACAUGCGGAUGAAGGCGAAGAAGGAUCUGGAGGAUGCGGGCAAGGAGCUUUCCCGGUUUGACGCAGACCAGGCCGCCAUUUGGUGA
Molecule: messenger RNA, 3318 nt
Organism: Trichoderma reesei QM6a
Lineage: Eukaryota; Fungi; Ascomycota; Sordariomycetes; Hypocreales; Hypocreaceae
Product: DNA polymerase delta, catalytic subunit
Exons: 3
Coding region: 1-3318 (1105 amino acids)
Biological process (GO): nucleotide-excision repair, DNA gap filling; DNA-templated DNA replication; DNA replication proofreading
Cellular component (GO): delta DNA polymerase complex
Molecular function (GO): DNA-directed DNA polymerase activity; DNA binding; nucleotide binding
Source: RefSeq, a predicted model, not a curated record